GACUCCCUAGAUGUUAUGGUCAACUCCGUCACUAACUCAACUCUCAAGCAAUAUAAUUGCAGUCUCAAGCACUGGUGGGACUAUGUAUACAAAAAUAAUCUGGACAUUCAUGACACAAAUUCUUUAAAAAUUAUUGCAUUUUUGACAUUUAAACUCCGCAUGAGAGCUAGUUAUAGUACUCUGAACACGGCGCGAUCGGCAAUUUAUCUGAUUUCGAUUUCUGAUAGUAAUAGGGAUGGUUUAAUUUCACGUUUUAUGAAAGGUGUCUUCAAACAAAAACCGACCCCGCCAAGAUACACUACAACUUGGGAUGUCACACCGGUCCUGGAGUAUUUGAAUAAAUUAUAUCCUCUGAAGGACCUAAAACUGAAAGAUGCCGCUGAAAAGGUGAUAACAUUGCUUGCUCUAACAACAGCGCAGAGAUUUCAAACCCUAAGUGUCAUAAAUAUUGACAAUAUUUCAAUUUCUGAUACUAGCAUAAGUAUUAAAAUUACAGACCCUCUCAAAACGUCAUGUCCAAGAUCUUUUCAGCCUGACUUGAUCCUACCUUUCUUCAGGGAGAAACCGGGACUGUGUGUGGCAUCUGCUAUUUUAGAUUAUAUCAAUAUUACAAAAGAAUUACGAGAUCCAGAAAUGAAAAAGUUAUUUAUGACAACUAAAAAGCCAUUCACAGAACACCAAACACGCUGCAGUGUCUGCUGCUCAUCAAAGAGGCGUUGACAUAACUGUCAUUAGGCGUACGGCUGGAUGGUCC
Diachasmimorpha longicaudata is the source of this 754-nucleotide messenger RNA. RefSeq lists its product as uncharacterized. Lineage: Eukaryota; Metazoa; Arthropoda; Insecta; Hymenoptera; Braconidae. The transcript is spliced from 2 exons. The record is from RefSeq and is a predicted model, not a curated record. Bases 16 to 720 code for a protein of 234 amino acids.